UAUAUAAUGAGUAAUUAAUCCUAAAAUUAAAAUUUUUAUGUUGUUCCUAUUCCAUAGAAUAUAACAGUUUUGCAAAGUUUUAAGAAGUGGAGAAGGACAGGAGAAAAUUUGAAUGGUGCAAUUAUGAUUGGAGUCUUGGAGAAUUUUCUUUUAAAUGGGUAACUGGAAAAAAUAUAAUCAAUAUUAAAUAAUUUGAAAAGCGUUUCAGAUGAUCAAAUCAAAAAAAUAAAAGAUUGUAUUGAAAAAUCUUUAUAGUUUCCAAAGGGAGAUUAAAAAUUAGAUUACAUAAUGGAUUAUCUAAAAUCAUCUGAUCCUCAUAAUAUUUUUGCUGAGAAAUUGAUCUUAGAAUAUGUUAAAAGAGUAAAAGGGAAUUUAAAAUCAGAUGAUGAAUUGAUAAAAAUAUCAAAAAAUCUUUUUUCUGUAUAAAUAUCUGUAAUUAGAGAUGAUGAUUAAAAUAAUUUUAAUAUUAUAUUAGAUCCUAAAGACAAAGAUCUAAUUAUUUUAUACAAUUUUAAUUCNUUUAUUUUGGUAUCAUUUCAUUAUAGACUAGGGCUUUUGAUAACCUAAGUAUAUUAUCAUAAAUUUAAAUUAUUUAAUCGAACCCAAAAGUAUUAGGUAAAAUUGCUAUGUCUUUUUGGGCAGUCGGAAUAAUUACUAAUUUAACAGAGACUUUUAGAGAUCUUAUUGGAAAUCUAUUAUACUUGAGAAAA
This is a messenger RNA of Paramecium sonneborni, 710 nucleotides long. The record is from the annotation of a GenBank genome assembly. NCBI's taxonomy places the organism in Eukaryota, Ciliophora, Oligohymenophorea, Peniculida, Parameciidae.